AGUUAGUUUUCAAGAAUGGCUGGCACGCCCACCAAUCAGGUGUCAGGUAGGCAGUAACUCCGCCAAUGAGGGAGUGAGUUAGAGACAGGGAAGCGGUGUCGGUAAGUCGGUGCUUGGUAGCCGCUUCCAUGGCAUCCGCGGGCAGUCUGCUGGUCCUGCUGCUGCCCCUGGCAGCCUGCACGUUCACACAGCCCCAGGAUACCGAGCUCACCUUCCUGCUCCCGGCUGGGAGACAGGAGUGUUUCUACCAGGGGGCUCUGUACAAUGACAGCAUGGAGAUAGAGUACCAGGUGAUUGGAGGUGCUGGACUUGAUGUGGAUUUUACGAUCACCACUCCUUCAGGGGUUUUGCUUAUUAUGGAGCGACGUCGAUCUGAUGGAGUGCACACGGUGGAACCUGCUGAAGCUGGCGACUAUAUGAUUUGCUUUGAUAAUUCAUUUAGCACAAUCUCAGAAAAACUUGUUUUCUUCGAGAUUAUAUUUGACACACGACCAGGCGAUGAAGAACCAGAUAACUGGUCUGAAAUGGUGGAACCAGAUGAACUCUUAGACAUUAAAAUUGAGGACAUAAAGGAAUCUAUAGACAACAUGAAGAGCAGGCUGGAACGCAGUAUUCAGAUGCAGACCGUUCUACGUGCCUUCGAGGCUCGAGACCGUAAUUUACAAGAUAGCAACCUCGAUCGAGUCAACUUCUGGUCGGCUGUAAACCUCGGAGUGCUGGUUGCAGUCGCCUUCAUUCAGGUGUAUAUGUUGAAAAGCCUGUUCGAUGACAAGAAGAAGGUGCGGACGUAACAGUAUCAAAGUGAUGAAGAAGACGGAGCCACAUUGUUUUCCUAGCACUGCCAGCCACCCAUUCACGUCUUCCGUUAAUAUUGUGGACAUUGGAUCUUCAGUCCCCAUCAGAGCAAUGUGGCUGUAAAUAAUGUGAUCAACCAAUUUCAGCUUGGUACACAAGGCGAUCUGCAUCAGAUAACAGUGGAAAAUGGAUUUGGUGGGUAGGGGUACACCUACAGACUCUCGUACAGCGGUUUUAAAUAAGUAUUUUUUACUGCCUUUUAUUAGGUUUUAGGAAGUGUUCAAUAGAUCAAAUUCAACCAUCAUAUGGUCUAUAGGCAGCCAUGUUCUUCACAAAGUGAGGGAUAGGAAAAAUGUUUACUAAACUGUACCAAAUACCUCCCAUAUAUAUUUUUUUUAUAUAUUUUUUUUCGGUCCUGUAAUUGUCAAUGUGCACAAUAUACUCUAAUUUGUGUCUGCAAUUAAGCAGCUCUAAAAACUUUUGUUUCAGCAAAUUGUACCUUUUUAACGUUUUUGUUCCAUCUAGCACGGCUGUAUUCAGUCUGAAGAAGAAAAAAAAAUCAAAGGAGGUGCAGAAUAGGCUUUUCAUCUUCUCCCCACUCAUUUUCUACCAAUUUCAUUCUUUAACUAAUGCAUUGAAAUCUAUUAGCUGAUGCAGAUCCAGAAUUCUAAGAGUCUUUUAACAUUACAGAAAGUGAUCACAGUCAACUUUUUAUAUCUCAGCCAUCCACUGCCCUGGUGCAAAUCGUGAUUAUUUCUGUUAAAAUGAAUAAUCAAAUUUCAAAACCACGAGGUAAAGGAAAGAGGUAGAGGGCGGCUAUUUUAUUGUUUUGCCUUAAGGCAAAUAUUUCUAUGCAAUAUGCCUGAUGCAGUAUUUUAUAUCUGGAAGGGUGUGAUUAGAUUUUCUCUUGUCUUGACAUGAGUCUUCCUUUCUAAUAGUUAUAUAAUUUAUAUAUAUUUUUAAUUGCAGAAAACGUAUUUGCUAUUUUUGUUAUCUGUAAAAAGAGGGGUUUGUAUAAAUGCACAAUAUGGUGUAUAUUUUUCCCCUUUCGUUUUGAUUAGCCAGAAUUUCCCACACCUAUAGCUUAAAGGCCAGGGAAACAGUGUCCGUAACAGUUACUUUCUUAGGAACAGUGGGAAUGGGUUUGUGUCAUUUCAAGGGGGUUAACUGUCUUACAAUAAAGUUAUAUUUCAUAGAAAGGUUUUUUACUUUUUCAAAGAGCUAGGAGCUCACUGGACAAUCGCAUUGCUGCUAAAGAUCUUUUUAUACCUACAGUGCCUGCUCACCCCUCCCACCAAAUGUAAUAAAAUGGGAGUUUUAACAGUUUA
Pelobates fuscus (common spadefoot toad) is the source of this 2123-nucleotide messenger RNA. It is a transcript of the gene TMED1, whose product is annotated as transmembrane p24 trafficking protein 1. The coding region runs from base 129 to 791 and encodes 220 amino acids. NCBI's taxonomy places the organism in Eukaryota, Metazoa, Chordata, Amphibia, Anura, Pelobatidae. The transcript is spliced from 4 exons. Gene Ontology annotation, biological process: endoplasmic reticulum to Golgi vesicle-mediated transport; Golgi organization; intracellular protein transport. The record is from RefSeq and is a predicted model, not a curated record. Gene Ontology annotation, cellular component: Golgi apparatus; endoplasmic reticulum; endoplasmic reticulum-Golgi intermediate compartment.